Molecule: messenger RNA, 339 nt
Organism: Pisolithus orientalis
Lineage: Eukaryota; Fungi; Basidiomycota; Agaricomycetes; Boletales; Pisolithaceae
Exons: 4
Coding region: 1-339 (112 amino acids)
Source: RefSeq, a predicted model, not a curated record
AUGACCAUCAUCAUGGGUAUCAUCUGUACUGCCAACUUGUCAGGCAGUUUCACCCAUACCAUUGCAGCAUUCCCCACUGCCCCCAAUGACAAAAUGGAAUCACCACUGACACUGAUGAUGAUGCCAACUUCCUUUCCCUUCAAUCAUCCCCAGUAUUCCUAUACCCAGCCAUUGUGCACACUUGUCAGCAUUGCCAACCAACCCCCCAUGUGCUGGUCCAGGAUUGCUAUUCAUCUGACCUGCAGCAAGGCUUUGGCAGUGCAGAAUGAGAAUGAGAAAAAUGUUACAUUGACCCAAGUCAACAUUGGUAGAGUGGAAGGUGCUGGUAGCCUGUCAUAA